Messenger RNA from Ostertagia ostertagi, 225 nucleotides. NCBI's taxonomy places the organism in Eukaryota, Metazoa, Nematoda, Chromadorea, Rhabditida, Trichostrongylidae. The record is from the annotation of a GenBank genome assembly.
CUUUUCGCCCUCGCCGAUCAGAAGUUCGAGGAUGUUCGCUUGACCAGGGAAGCCUUCGCUCCACUGAAAGAGUCCAUGCCAUUCGGACAGAUGCCAGUGCUCGAAGUUGAUGGUAAAAAACUGGCCCAGUCAUUGGCCAUCAACCGCUACUUGGCAAAGACCUUUGGUAAGAGAGUGAUUGAGAAGAGAAUGGUCCGUGAUCCCGGAUCAAUUUCAAUUUGGUAG